UUGCAGUUGAUUUCCUCUGCGUUUCAAAGAUGCCGAGUCUCCGAAGACCUUUGCAGAUUAUCGAUCAUCCUCAGAUUCUCUCCAGCUUCCGAUCCACAUUUAGUUCAAAUUUCAAUAUCGGAUACGGGGAUCGGAAGCUGUUUGGAGGAGUUUCAGAACAUCAUGCUUUCUAUGGAAGCUUUCGGAUCUGCAGAUUGGGAUGGAGUGCUUUCUGUCACAACAACAAGUAUUUCUGACAAUGAGAUACAUAAUUACAUGGUAAACACGAAAGAAUGUGUUUCUGCAAGAAGGUUGACAAGGCUACCUUCGAAACCCAAAAAUGGGGUGAAAUUCAGUGGGACCGAAGUGUGUCUGUCAGUUGUUAAAAUCGAGGAUGUCUUGGUGGGAGAGAUUAAGCGCUUCUUUCAAAAGAUGCUCAUUCUAAAGAUCCCUAAUAUUGCAACUGAAUUGGUGGUUGAGCGUGGAGAUACUCCUGGAUCAAGAGAAGAAUUUCAUUUCUUAGCAAAUGAAUUCAAUCCCUUACCUUUCUCAUCCUCACAUUUUGAACGUCUCAAGUCAGGCCUUGAAGAUUAUGUUUUGAAGCAUGGAAAUGUAUUAAUUAAACAGUGCUACUCAUGCUGCCUGAGUUUGGAGAAUCUCAAGGUCGGGAGUGGAACUGCAUGCCGCGUGGAAAACCAUAGGAAUACGGGACUGGUGAUGGAAGCAGUGAUUGUAAUAAGUGAGAUAUCAAAGCAAAUCACUACUUGCUUUAGAGCAUGCGGUGCUAAAACAGAGGUUUUGUACUUCAGAGAUUUCUCAGCUAGUCCAAUAUCUCAGUCGUCUCUGAAGGCACUAACAAGCAUUGACUGGAGAAGUUACGGGUUGACCUUAGGAAGUGUUGAGAAUCAAGAUGGCAAUGUUUUCUUAGAGUGGGACAACUUGCCAACUCAUGCCCAUAUAGAUAUUGUCCUCCAUCUAUACAAUGAGCAAUAUCCAGCAUUGUCACCAUCAACAAGGUUAAAGAAUCAACUUGAUCAUAAUCUUACUAAAAAAGCAGUUAAACUUGCUUUGGAUGAUUUGAGAGACAGACAUGCUGGAGUUCUUUUAAGUGCCCAUGCUGUCAAGAUUCGCAGUUAUGCUCCCGACCUGGCGAAAACGAUUGCUGGCCUAAUCUUGUCCUCCAACGACUCGGAUUUCCAACAAAAAUGCUUCUCUCUUCUUGGCGUGCAGUCUCAAGGAGUUGCGGGUGAAACCAUUGAAGAUUGCAUCAAGGAAAAGAUCAAUUCAGUGAUAGAAAUCAAUGACAAAAAGCCCCAGAGAAGCAAAGAUGCCGCUUCUUUUCUUUUUGAAGACGAAUGCUUUCAGGAGCCAGAGCUACAAGAUGAGGAAUAUGAAGGUACGAAUGCUUUUAGCCCCAUGGAUAUUUAAUUGAUUGAUUGAUUCUCGGUGUCAUGCGUUUAGUUAAAGUUCUGA
This is a messenger RNA of Morus notabilis, 1452 nucleotides long. Its product is annotated as type 2 DNA topoisomerase 6 subunit B-like. The record is from RefSeq and is a predicted model, not a curated record. Gene Ontology annotation, cellular component: condensed chromosome. The transcript has 11 exons. NCBI's taxonomy places the organism in Eukaryota, Viridiplantae, Streptophyta, Magnoliopsida, Rosales, Moraceae. Gene Ontology annotation, molecular function: protein-macromolecule adaptor activity. Gene Ontology annotation, biological process: meiotic DNA double-strand break formation; reciprocal meiotic recombination. The annotation marks the transcript as partial.